AUGUCGUUGGAAAAAAUCUACUCCCAAAUGGAAAUAGAACCGAGGCAACAGGUCGAGAGAUACGCAGAAUAUCCGGGAAUGUCGCACGAACAGCCGGUGUAUUACCCGUACGAACCAGCAUCGGGAUCGCAUGUACCCGUGGUUACGAAACAUCAUUACAGCGGCGGUCAUAAGAGUAACGCGGCUAUGUCAGCCUUAACGCUGCUAGCAUUUCUCUUCUUCCUACAUAUUCUCCAACAAUGUCUAAGGGACCACAUGAACGCGAUGGGAACACCCCAAGUCAUGGUGGUUGGCGGACGCGAAAACGAACGUAACAUCGCAAAAACAAACAAAAUCGACAAAACAAACGAUCAAAACUACGAUUACAAUAACGAUGAUACUGAUAAAUAUACGAAAAUAACGACGUCAGAUAACGCGUGGAAGAAAACGAAAUAUAACGUUCAGAAGCAUUACAACAACAGAAGUUCGUACCGUUACGACCCGAUGGAUUAUUAG
Danaus chrysippus (African queen) is the source of this 495-nucleotide messenger RNA. The record is from the annotation of a GenBank genome assembly. NCBI's taxonomy places the organism in Eukaryota, Metazoa, Arthropoda, Insecta, Lepidoptera, Nymphalidae.